Eutrema salsugineum is the source of this 2071-nucleotide messenger RNA. RefSeq names its product membrane protein of ER body 1. The coding region runs from base 39 to 1862 and encodes 607 amino acids. The record is from RefSeq and is a predicted model, not a curated record. The transcript is spliced from 7 exons. Lineage: Eukaryota; Viridiplantae; Streptophyta; Magnoliopsida; Brassicales; Brassicaceae.
GAUGAUAUGGUUCUCAAUCUCAUCUUUGUCAGUCUCUAAUGGAAUCCACCACGAACCCGACUCCCACUCCAAGCUCCGCCGGUGACGGUGGCAAUGGCGAUAGUGUCUCUACCGAUGAAUUUACUAAACUACCCCUGGACUCCCCACACGGCGCCAGCGACAAGGAAGAUGGCGUUGACUUCGGCCAAGAACAAGGAUCAGAGUCAAAUGAAGCUAUUGACACUGGGACUGGUUCAAGAUCCGUAGACAAGAACCAGUACUCUGAAACUGAAGUAGUUAGAGCAAAAGAUCCACAGACAGAAUCUGAUUCGUUGGACGAUGAUGUGGAGAUUGUUUUCAAGAACCAGCAUAAGUAUUACAUUUACUGCCCCUGCUGUGGUGAAGAUAUCACCAAAACAGUCAAGCUCGUGAAGAAAUCAGAUCUCCAACCCACAAAGAACCACGACACUGAGAAUGAAGCUCUUGACACUGAGAAUGGUUCAAGAUCCAAAGACAAGAAGACAAAGGUUCCAUCAUGGUUCCCUGACUAUCUUCAGCAGUUGUUUCUUUCUGUUUAUGGCCACAACAAAGACAAAGGCAAGAAAGGGGUUGAUACAAAGCCACCAGGAUCGUCCAUCGAUCUGGUUACCGAUGGUGAAGAACCGAGCAUCGAUGUCAUGAUUGAGAAAGACAGACCGAGUUUUCCGAAGUGGUACCUCGAUGUUUUUGCUUGGUUUUUCCUCCUCUGUAUUAUUAUUGCUCUUUCUGUCCUUUCCAAUUCUCCACAGCAGUCACCGCUUUUCAAUCCACCGCAUGUGGAGUUGCCUUCUAUCUCUUCAUUGUGGCUGCCUUCCGCUUCUGUACUUUUGAUACUUCCCACGUCUAUGGUGUUGCUUCUCGUCAUUACGGCAAUGAGGUCCCGAUACAGUCCCAUAUAUAACAAGGAGAAAGGCGACAAAGGGGUUGAUUCCAAGUCUACUGAUACCAAUAGUGAAAAACAAAGUCAAGAAACUCAAUAUGACGAUGACCAAGCUGCAGCUCCUGAUCAAGAUUCUGACAAGAAAACAGACAAGCAAAAGAUUCACCCAAUUCCACUAGAUCCUUCACCGCAGGAGCAACCAUCUAUGCAAGUUGGCAAGAAGGAAACUCAUGAAAAUGCAGAGAGUGUAACACCAGCAGAAACUCAAGAAGAACCUGGGUUGCUACCUAAAACUCAAGAAGAGAUCCCAAAUAGUGUUGAACCUCGCAAAGGCAGUAGUAGUAAAGUCGAAAUCCUGAAAAGUAUUGUGUAUGGAGGUUUGACGGAAUCAAUCACAAGCCUUUGCACCGUAACAUCUGCGGCUGCGUCUGGUGCUUCGACUCUGAACGUUUUGGCCUUGGGAGUUGCCAAUUUGUCAAGCGGUGUUCUUCUGAUUGUUCACAGCCUCCAAGAACUCGUAAACGAGAAACCCAGAAUACGAACCAACAACACAGAUGAUCAGAAAAAAUCUGAAGCAGAGGAAGAAGAAGAAGAAGAUCGGUACGAGGAAAUUCUCGGAAGAAGAGAGAAUUCGAGGCUUCACAGGUUGAUCGCAAUCUCGUCUUUCGUCGUCUUCGGGCUGAUCCCACCUCUGGUAUACGGCUUCUCGUUCCGAGAAAGAGUCGAGAAGAGGCAAGAGUACAAGACUUUAGCUGUUUACGCAGCGUCUAUACUCUGCGUCGUCUUGCUCUCGAUUGCGAAAGCUUACGCCUCGAAGAGACGCGAGUAUCUCAAGACCCUGUUUCGGUACACGGGAAUGGCGACGACGGGGUCGGGAUUGUCUCAACUCGUGGGAUACUUGGUCAAUCAAUGGCUUGAGAAAAACGGGUUUUAUGAUGAUUCUCCACAAACUCUUGGAGUUUGAUACUUGUUCAUCUUGCACUUCCUUUUAUAACCCUUUUUUUGUUUUCUUUAAAAGUGAAAGAAUUUAUUAUCUUUAUGGGGAAAUAAAGUGGAGACAUAGAGGAGACAAAAAUAACCUUUUUGGGGGUAAACAGUUUUAUUACAAGAUACUUUAACUUGUAAUGAAAAAGAAAAAGGCCACUAAUUACAAAAUAUAUACCUUAAACAAAC